AUGGUUUUGUUGGUUGAUCUUGACAUUGCGUCUCAGGUGGAUUCGGGCAAGGUACGCGUGGACUCAACCUCUCGUCGGAAGAGGAUAAUCUUCAUCAGGCAUGGAGAGUCUGAAUGGAACGAGGUUUUUAACCGGGGAUUUGGGCCUUCGUUUUUGGUGCGGCUGGUGAGCGCUUUCGUGAGGGAGGUGAUGAUGCUGUCCACCCGCGACAGCGUAUUCUUCGAUUCCCCUCUAAGCAACACCGGCAUCCAGCAGGUUGCGGAUGCGGUGGCGACGCUUCGGGGAGGCUCGACGCAAUCGUCAGUAGUCGUGACUUCCAACCUUCGGCGUGCCAUCGCCACCGGGCUGAUCACGCUCUGGGAGCGUUUGAGAGGCGGAGAGGAGCGCUACUUCGUCCACAGCGCCUUGCAGGCAAGACGCCACCGGAGAGGGAGCUCCGUAGAUGGGGGGGGGGGAGGUGGGAUGCCACCUCUCCCUAUCCUUAGCGCUGGAUAUGUUUUGUGUCGACAUGACGCCAUAUACGUUCGCGCGGUAUUUCAGGAGAUGACGUUCAACAUCGACGGGAUCUCGCUGUUGGAGCGAGGGGAAAAGCCGGAUGAAGGUCUCGCCAAGGAGUUAGGCGGAAACGUUGUCUUCGACGCGGAGUUCAACGUGGGCACGAAGGCGUUGGGCAACACGGGGAUGAAGCGCAUGAAGGCGCUCGCGGAGUGGGCAUCGCAGAGGCCGGAAGACACGGUGGUGUGCGUGGGGCACUCCCUCUACUUCCGCUCGUUUUUCCGGUGCUUUUUGCCGCAAAGCGCGGUCCACGAUGCCAAGAAAAAGAAGAUGGUCAACUGCGGGGUCGUAGCCUUCACACUCGAGAGGUGCGCGUGA
This is a messenger RNA of Ectocarpus sp. CCAP 1310/34, 873 nucleotides long. Lineage: Eukaryota; Phaeophyceae; Ectocarpales; Ectocarpaceae. The record is from the annotation of a GenBank genome assembly.